This is a messenger RNA of Erpetoichthys calabaricus (reedfish), 4003 nucleotides long. It is a transcript of the gene tspan12, whose product is annotated as tetraspanin 12. NCBI's taxonomy places the organism in Eukaryota, Metazoa, Chordata, Cladistia, Polypteriformes, Polypteridae. The transcript has 7 exons. Gene Ontology annotation, cellular component: membrane. The coding region runs from base 1186 to 2106 and encodes 306 amino acids. The record is from RefSeq and is a predicted model, not a curated record.
AAACUUCACACAGGCAAUGAUAGGGUUGGGAGACAAUAGGGCCAAACAGUGUUCCUCCAUGGAGAGAGGUAGUAAAAGUUAUAAUAAGUGUAUGUGAGUUAAACCAUAGCUCAAGUCAGGAGAAGAAAUAUUCUCUCGAUAAUCAUCUUGAAAGUCAGGUCAGAUGGCCUUCUUUCUGUUUCUCUGCAGUUAGCCUGAAUUGCUGAUAAGAUAAGGAGUGAGUUUAUUUGUCCCAGAAGGUGACUGACUAUUCAGUGCUUCGAUCUCUUUUCUUUGGCAGAAGUGUCAAGCCUCUAGGACCCAGAAGAGCGCCCGAUGCGCCUUUUUUUUUGUUGGAGAGGAGAGUGCGCAUUUUGUCCGAAGAGCUCUGCCUCAUCUAGGCGGUUGAAAUUGUGACAGCAGCAAAAACAUUCGGCAGGGAUGGCAACUUGGAGAACCGCCGGCGAGAGGAGUUUGCAAGAAAGACGUUAACUUGAGGCUCCGCUUUUGGAUAUUGUCUUGUCGUUUUUAAGAUCACAUCCAGCAAGUGCCAAAGUUUGGCUAAGUUUUUCGCUCUCUAAGUGCUAGUGGGUGGCAGAUGAGCGCACGGCGUGCACUGAUUUUCUCUGCUCAUGCUCGUUGUGGGUAAGAUUUGCUCCGCUCUGGAUUACAAUGCUGUGUUCACACUCUUUUAAAGACAUGUAAUGCCUCUUUUUUCGAUUUGAUUUUAAACUUCCAUGUAAGGAAGAAUUGAUUUUUCUGUGAAUGAACACAACAAUUGUUUACGCUUCAUCAUCUGGCAAAGUUAAACGCGGAAAGCUGUCUGCCCUAAAAUCAUCAUCGUGAUACACAUUCUGUCCAGGAAACGGCAAAAAGCAAGCGGACAACAUGUGUGCACAGCUGUGGUGAUAUUGCCUGAUUCCAGGGAAAUUACAGCGCAACAAUAAGAACAAGAUCAAGUUUGCCAUCAGCGCACUUAAAGAAGUUAAUGUGGCAUGCCAGGCUUUCUUCGUCUUCAUGUUUCAAGGGUGAUACGCCUUUGCCGACGCCUGUGAUUGUUUCUGCGCCCUGUGUCAAAUGUCAACCAGAGCCGACACGUCUCGGAUCGGAUCGGCACGGCACGGCUCGCUCCGCUGCGCCUUCUCUAGAUAUGGUGCCGACUUGUGCUACAAUGCCGGGAUGUGCUGAGCCGCCGCGAAUCUCAGAAUGGCCCGCGAGGACUCGUUGAAGUGCCUGCGCUCCCUCCUCUACGCUCUCAAUUUACUCUUCUGGUUGAUGUCAGUCUGCGUUUUGGGUGUUUCUGCUUGGAUGAGGGAUUACCUCAACAAUGUCAUCAUUUUAACUGCUGACACCAGGCUGGAAGAAGCAGUUCUUCGGACAUAUUCCCCGGUGAUUCAUCCAGUGAUGAUUACUGUGUGCUGUUUUCUAAUCAUUGUGGGAAUGCUUGGUUAUUGUGGUACUGUGAAAGGAAAUCCUCUGCUUCUGUCAUGGUAUUUUGGGAGUUUGUUGGUUAUAUUCUGUGUGGAAUUGGCCAGUGGUGUUUGGACUUACGAACCAGAUAAUGUGGUCCCUGUACAAAGGUCUGAUAUGAUUAGUUUAAAGUCUCGAAUGCACAGCUAUGGCUUACCCCGCUACCAGUGGUUAACACAUGCGUGGAACUUUUUUCAGAAGGAGUUCAAGUGCUGUGGAGUUUUAUACUUCACAGACUGGCUGGAAAUGACAGAGAUGGAGUGGCCCCCUGACUCAUGCUGCAUGAAGGAAUUCCCUGGGUGUGCCAGACAGGCGCACCUUGAGGACCUCAGUGACCUCUAUCAAGAGGGAUGUGGGCCUAAAAUGUUCAGCUUCAUAAGAGGAACAAAGCAAGUCCAAGUCCUGCGUUUCCUGGGCAUCUCGAUAGGUGUCUCUCAAAUCCUUGCUAUGAUUCUCACGGUGACUUUGCUUUGGGCUCUUUAUUAUGAUAGAAGAGCUCAACAAAUGGAGCAGAUUAUGCCAUUCAGUAGUGAUGCUUCUCAACACCUGCCCUGCCAUUCAACAGAACUGCUUAAACCCAGCCUAUCAAGAACCUUUGAACACGGGAUGGCUCCUAACAACUUCAGCACCCAGUUUGAAAUGCAGCAGCUUUCAUAAUGCAAAAACAACUAACGUUGUGUAUUUUACAUUUGCAAAAAUGCAAGGUUAUCCGUGAAGGUUAGUAAACCUGAUGACAUUUCUGCUCUCGGAGUUAUGUUUUAAUAUUGCAACCAUCUGGUGAUGCAAGUUCUGUUCUGGUAAUUGCACCCUUAUUUAAAAACAAAUGAAGAAACACUAAUUAGAAACAACAAAAUGAUUAAUUUUUAUGCUUGUACCCAUACAUAAUGAUUAUCAUAUGUCCUUUUUGUAAAUAAUCCUAGGUGUCUAAUAGCUUUUUUAACCUUUUAAAGUUCUAGUAUUUAUUUAAGCUGUGGUUUUAAGUUUUAAAAAUGUGUGUAUAGUUAUCAUAUUGCAUAAUUAUUUUGCGGUUAUAACAGGCAGCACAUUGAUGUGAGUGCUACUGUAUCCAUCUGACAUUUCUUGGACUGCAUUGCCAGCUAGACUCUCUGCUAUGAAGACUUUGCAUGUUCUCUCUUUGUUCUGAUGGAUUUUUUCCAUCUGUCUAAAUCAUGCUGGUUAGGGGAUGUUGAGUGUGAAUGUGUGGGUCCUGAAUUUGAGUAGCAUCCAGUUCCAGGUGAUCUCCUGCCUUAUCAAGUCUUUUUUCAAUUAGCGAUUAAACGCAGCUUAAAGAAAACAAAAGAAUAUACAUCAUGGCAAUAACUGUGUUAGGUUUGGCUGCUUCUGUAAUUAAAAUAUCAAUUGUGUUACUAGUAUUGGUGAUUGUUAGAACUAGCCAGAGCCUGGUUAUUUAUUUGGCCAAUUACUUUAAAUAUAAAGUGAUAUUUCACACAAAACAAGGACAAUCACCCGGUAUCUCUUUUUUCAAACUGAAGCAGCAUAUGUAUGUACAUUCACAACAACAGGCUGGCAUUUUCAUUCUGAUGUGUUCCUACCUCAUGCCCUUUGUUCUUGAGAUGAGCUCCAGCUUUCUGUGGAUACAAACAGGAUUUAAGAGGAUCACAAAGUGAAUGAAGGAGAUGCUGACAAUCACUGUAUACAGUUCUGUUUGUAUCUCAUUUUAGUGAGCUAGGUUUGGUCACAAGGUUCUGGCACCUCAUAAAAUUACAUUGUUCUUUAUUUCCUGUAUGAGAUUUGCAUAAAUCAUCAAUUAAAAAAACACUGUUUUGCUGGAACAUUAAUUUAAUAUUAAUUUUAAUUUUACAUAAUGGAAAAUGAAAGGAAGCACUUGAAACAUUUCUUUGUAUCAUGUGGUGUUCCUGUGCCAUAUUUCUUUUCCAAUAAAUAUCUUACAAAUGCAAGGACUAAUGCUACCUUAGUAAACAAUCACAACAGGAAAGCAAGAGAAAAAUUAUUUAAAUAUCUUUAUUUUGUAUUUAUUUUUUGAAUGUACUGUAAGUUUCAUUUAAAAUAUAUUUUAUUGUUUUGAGGGGUAUUUUGGUAUGAGAAAUUCAUGUUGUGUACUUUUGAUUGUAUUUUCUAAUAAGGAUUGUUUUAAACAUUGUAUAAUUAUAAUGUUAAAAAAUUUAAUGAUUACAUUUAAGGCAAUUAAAUAUUGUGAAAAUCAUCAAAGAUAUAUUUUUCUUUAUGCAUAUUGGUAUCAAGGGACAGAAUUGUUUUUAAUUUUUUUUAUGUCUUAGCUACUUUUAAUGUAAUGAAAAUUAUACCAGCAUAUAAGGGUUCAUGUUUUAAAUGCAAGAUCAAAACAUUUGCAUCCCAUAAUUUGUUCUCCUCUUCUCAGGGUGCAGUGAACUCAGUACUGAGUCACAAAUGAAAAACAAAUGUCUUAGGUGUAAAUAAGCUGAAUGAGAAUGUUUGUUGCGUUCUUACUUUGACAGUACCUUAUUUUAUCAAAGUAAAUAUUUAAUCAUCAUGUGACAUAAUCUUGACUAUUAAAUACUUUUUAAAAAUGUAAAUAAAUAUAAUUUGCUAAUUA